This is a messenger RNA of Penaeus monodon (black tiger shrimp), 441 nucleotides long. Its product is annotated as vegetative cell wall protein gp1-like. The record is from RefSeq and is a predicted model, not a curated record. NCBI's taxonomy places the organism in Eukaryota, Metazoa, Arthropoda, Malacostraca, Decapoda, Penaeidae. The transcript has 2 exons. The coding region runs from base 1 to 441 and encodes 146 amino acids.
AUGGGGCUUGUAUUCUGCGACAUGUGCAUUGGGGAACGGUUUUCAGUGCCGGCGGUGGGGGGUGAAAAUCCUCGAUGUAAUAAAUGGCGGAAUGCAAAUGAGGUGCCCCAGCGCCCCCCAUGCCCAGCGCCCCCCAUGCCCAGCGCCCCCCAUGCCCCAGCGCCCCCCAUGCCCAGCGCCCCCCAUGCCCAGCGCCCCCCAUGCCCAGCGCCCCCCAUGCCCAUGCCCUCCAUGCCCCAGCGCCCCCAUGCCCAGCGCCCCCCAUGCCCAGCGCCCCCCAUGCCCAGCGCCCUCCAUGCCCAGCGCCCCCCAUGCCCAGUGCCCUCCAUGCCCCAGUGCCCCCCAUGCACAGUGCCCUCCAUGCCCCAAUACCCCCCCAUACCCCCCCCCACAUUACGCCUCAUUUUUGGUCCAGUUACUCCUCUGUUAUCCCCUUGUUAG